AUGAGACUCGCCGGCGACUUCUUCCGGUCCCGCCUCCCGCGCGCCGACCUCUUCCUGCUCGCGCGGGUCCUGCACGACUGGACGGACGCGGCCUGCGUGCGGCUGCUGCGGCGGAUCCGGCGGGCGUGCCGGCCAGGCGGCGCGGCGCUGCUCGUGGAGAGCGUGCUGUCGCGGGGCGGGGCGGGGCCGGCGCGGACGCUGCUGCUGUCGCUGAACAUGCUGCUGCAGACGCGCGGGCGCGAGCGCACGGCCCGCGAGUACCGACGCCUCGUCCUCCGCGCCGGCUUCCGGGGGCUCCGCCUGCGGCGCCCGGGAGGGCCCUACGACGCCAUGCUGGCCCCGCGGUGA
Molecule: messenger RNA, 348 nt
Organism: Grammomys surdaster
Lineage: Eukaryota; Metazoa; Chordata; Mammalia; Rodentia; Muridae
Product: acetylserotonin O-methyltransferase-like
Exons: 3
Coding region: 1-348 (115 amino acids)
Molecular function (GO): O-methyltransferase activity
Source: RefSeq, a predicted model, not a curated record